AUGACGCUCCAUAUCCUUGGUUUGCAGCUCCAAGGUUCAGCGUUGGUCGUGCCUGCCGUUCACCGCCAGCAUGCCAUCUCCGUCCUGACAUGGCUACAGUCGGCAUCCGCUGCAGCGCUGGCUGCGUUUGGGGUCGUCCAUCUCUCAGCACCCUUGAUUGGACUACUACACCUCAACGGAGACGUCAACGACCGAGUGGAUGCAGUUUCAAGAUGGAUGCUUCUCGGUCGAGUGGCUUACCAGAGUGGAGUCGGUGAGGCUGUCCUUUGGGCUUCGCUUGCUACCCACCUGGUUGCUGGGUUUGCCAAGAGGCUUACAAUCCGCUUCAGUGUUUCUCGCUCAUCAAGCCCUCAAACAACACGCCCUGGGAUUGACAAUGCUUCGGCUGGACCUGCCGAGGACAACGGGGAAAGACUGCAAACCGGAACAGUCUCAACACCAGCGAGAAGUAUUAAGCUCAACAUGGCGCAGAGGUCAGGCUACCUCUUAGCCCCGUUUGCCCUACACCAUGCCUUCGUCAACCGCAUUCUGCCCUCAUCAAGAACGCCGCCUAUAUCUGGUCUGUCGCCCUCCGAGCUUGACUACAGCUUCGUGUCUCAUUCGCUGUCUCACCCAAGCGUUCCUGUCCGGCUAAUAACAGCUACGGCUUACACGCUUCUUCUCGGCACUUUCGCCGUCCAUACAACGUAUGCGCUACCGGCCUUGCUGAGAUCUCUUCCUGGACGAUUCAGGGCUUCAAAGAAGGCUCGAUGCUCGCAACUUCAGGGUUCGACUUUGCUUGCAGCGCUGUUGCUGGCAAGCUUGCUCGCCAUCGUUCCAAUGAGCUCCAGCAACAGGCUGGCCAUCUCUGGUACACUCAAGAACAGGUACGAUACUGUACUUGGAUCAGCGUUCCCAACUCGUUACUUCUUCCAGUCGUGA
Messenger RNA from Ustilago hordei, 921 nucleotides. RefSeq lists its product as uncharacterized. The transcript has a single exon. The record is from RefSeq and is a predicted model, not a curated record. The coding region runs from base 1 to 921 and encodes 306 amino acids. Gene Ontology annotation, biological process: lipid homeostasis. NCBI's taxonomy places the organism in Eukaryota, Fungi, Basidiomycota, Ustilaginomycetes, Ustilaginales, Ustilaginaceae.